Molecule: messenger RNA, 1941 nt
Organism: Panonychus citri (citrus red mite)
Lineage: Eukaryota; Metazoa; Arthropoda; Arachnida; Trombidiformes; Tetranychidae
Product: zinc finger protein ubi-d4-like
Exons: 5
Coding region: 210-1379 (389 amino acids)
Source: RefSeq, a predicted model, not a curated record
AACUUGUAAACAAUAGAAAAUAAGUAAACUGAGCAUCCAUAUUUUGGAUCUUCUUCCUUCAGAUUUUCCUUUCUCUUCUCAUCCAUCAUCUUUUUAUCUUCUACUUCUCAUCAUCUUUUCCUCUUCCACUCACUCACUCACUUUUCUUCUCUUAUUUUUCUCUAUUAUUUUUCUUUUGUUUAAUUGAGUCAAUUUUUCUUUUCUAAAUCAUGUCUUUCGGUCAAUUUAUCGAAAUUAAGCCACAACUUCUCAAGAGAAUCGAAAGUGCUUUAAAUGCAUCAGCUUAUAGAGAUGCUAUUGAGAAUUCAUCUAAAUAUAAUAAUCAAUUGGUGAAGGAGAGGAAAACUCGGUUACCAUUUAUUGAUCAUCAAACGAGGGUCGCCCAAAGAAAUUGUUUCCUAUGGAUGCACCGAUGGGAACGGAUGCCAGGCCUAAAUCAUGGGGUUGUUUAUUCUUAUCCUUCUCGUGAAUGGCACAGGAAACGACGGAGUUACCUAAUUAAUCCAAGUGAAAGUGGUAAAAGCAGCAAGGAAAGUGAAGCGAGUUCAAGUAAAGAUUCAAACAUAGUGAAUAUUGAUAAAAUUGUGAAAAAUGAAGUCAACGAAUCGUCUUUGGAUAAAUAUGAUCUUUCCAAGGAUAAUUGGUUACAUGAUUUCGGUGAUGAGACAAGUCCCCCGGAUGCUGGUGAAAUUGAUGAAGUAAACAGUUCAGAUUCAUCGGGUGAAUAUACACCAAGAAAGCGGAGGAAAAAACGAGAACCAACCAAACCCAAACGCAAAAAUCAAACAACCUCUCACCAUUCACAACAUCAUCCUUCUCAUUCCAAUUCCAGUCAAAGCCAAUCACAACAUUCCGUCCCAACAACAAGCUCGGCAUCGACCUCACAACCGCCGUCAUCGCGAAACACAACGACCACAGAGACCAAUGAGGAUAACAUCAGCACCAUCAGCACCACCACCGCCGCUGCCACCACCACCAAACCAACAAGUAACAGAGAGAAAGACAAAGAGAAAGAUAAAGACAAAGCAUCGCCAAGCAAAUAUUGUGACUUUUGCUUAGGAGAUUCAGAUGAGAAUAAGAAAACCUCUUCAGCGGAAAAAAUGAUCUCCUGUUCCGAUUGUGGUCGAUCAGCUCAUCCAACAUGCCUCCAAUUUACCUCGAGAAUGGUUUUAUCAAUUAAAAAGUAUCGAUGGCAAUGUAUUGAGUGUAAAUCUUGUGCAGUUUGUGGUACCUCGGACAAUGAUGAACAACUACUUUUUUGUGACGAUUGUGACCGUGGUUAUCAUAUGUACUGUCUUGAUCCACCAAUUAAUGAGCCACCGGAGGGAUCUUGGAGCUGUAAACUUUGUAUCGCUGCAUAUCAUGGAAAACCCAAAUAAUCAAUUUAAUUACAAUUUACCAUCACAUCCUUUGGACAUUGGUGCAUUAAAACAUCAUCAUAAUGCUUAUAUAAUUUUCACCAUUUUCAUUCAAGUCAAAAACCAAAACGUAUCAUACUAAUCAGCAAUUACCGAAAAGUGCACAUACAUUAAUCAUCAACACAAAAUCUUCAUAACAAUUCAUUUUUUUUUGAAAAUCAUCUAUAAAUUAAUCACUUAAAACCCCCUUUACCUCAUCAAUAUGUUAAAUGUUUUUGAUCAAUCACAAAAUAUUAUGUUCACUUUAAACCAAAAUCGAAACCUAAUGUUGAUUAGUUUUAAACUAAUUACUAACCAUUAGAUUUAGCAAAGCAAUUUUAAAAUCUAUAUAUUGAUUAAUCUAAUAUGUCGCUUAAUUGUAACAAAAAAUUGAUCAAACCGCUAUUCUUAAUUACAAUUCAUCACUAAUUGGAUCCCACCCGAAUCAUGUUAAUGAAAAAAAGAGAGACCUGCAUUAUAAUUAAUCGUUUAAUGUAAUCAAAACAUCAGUCAAAUUAAAUUUACAAUUGUAAAUCAUCAUGAA